AUGGCAAGCAUUUUCUCAUCACCGCUUCCAUUGACAGACCACAAUUUUGUAGAACCUCGCAAGAUGAUCAGACAGCAUAGUGACAUUGACGUUUGGGUAGAGUCUAAGGCAUUUGCACGAUUUUUGAUGUUCAUCAAAUUGCUAAAUGAAAGCAUUCUCAACAAGAAGAUCUCGGAUCCAUGCACCGUUUCUGAGACAACUCAGAAACUCGUGGACAUUCUAGAGCAGUUAUCGAAUUGGAUAGAUGAGAUCCCCCCAUUACCAACCCCGCAACGGUUUGGAAACAAGGCAUUUCGUGACUGGAUUGCUCGCUUAGAGAAUAAUGCAGUUGAGAUACAUAAAAAUCUCCUUUUACCUCAAUGGCAUGAUGCUAUAGUUGAACUGGUACCACUGUUUAAUGGAAGUUUUGGUCAUGGAAUACGCAUUGAUUACGGCAGUGGUCAUGAACUAAACUUUGUUACGUGGUUGUGUUGUCUUACUCUUUUGGGUGUUUUUACACAAGAGGAUUAUCAUGCUCUGAUCUUGAGAAUAUUUUCAAAAUAUCUGGAUCUUGUGAGAAAACUGCAAAUUGUUUACAAUCUUGAACCAGCCGGAAGCCACGGUGUGUGGGGACUAGAUGAUCAUCAGUUUCUCUCGUACUAUUGGGGAAGUGCUCAGUUAAGAGAUCACCAACGUCUCAAACCCAAGUCGAUUAUCAAUAAAGAGUUUGUAGAAAUGUUUGCUGACGAUUACAUGUAUUUUGGAUGCAUUAAACAUAUUAACAAGAUAAAAAGAGGACCUUUUCAUGAGCACUCGCCUAUACUCUAUGACAUCUCAGGAGUGCAAUCAUGGCAAAAGGUUAAUUCUGGGUUAUUGAAGAUGUAUGUUGCCGAUGUUCUCAAGAAAUUUCCUAUAGUUCAACACUUACUAUUCGGUACUCUUCUUCCGUUCGAGCCUAACCAAGACUAG
This is a messenger RNA of Paraglomus brasilianum, 948 nucleotides long. Lineage: Eukaryota; Fungi; Glomeromycota; Glomeromycetes; Paraglomerales; Paraglomeraceae. The record is from the annotation of a GenBank genome assembly.